Molecule: messenger RNA, 2054 nt
Organism: Dermatophagoides pteronyssinus (European house dust mite)
Lineage: Eukaryota; Metazoa; Arthropoda; Arachnida; Sarcoptiformes; Pyroglyphidae
Product: putative protein phosphatase CG10417
Biological process (GO): protein dephosphorylation
Molecular function (GO): protein serine/threonine phosphatase activity; cation binding
Source: RefSeq, a predicted model, not a curated record
GAAUUCAACUUCAGCAUGACGACCAUCAGUAUUUCUGUCGAUUCUUAAUGUUGUUAUUUCAUAUUGUGAUUUAUCACGUAUACGUGCUGUAACUGUACCAUGUUUUGUUCCGGAUUGUGUCGUUAUUAAACGUAUAUCAGGAAAAUACCUUAAAAUAUUAAUCAUUUCAUCGGGUUUAGCAUCGGAUGCAAAAUCAAUAUCAUUCGGAACGAUAUGACAUAAAAUAUCACGUACAGCACCACCGGCCAUUCUCUUUGGUAAAAAAGAAAAGUAAGAUUUUUCAAACAAAAAAAAAUGGGAUCCUAUUUAUCAAAACCACGUACCGAAAUUGAUAGUUCGAUUCAGGAAAAUGAACAAUUUAUUUGUUGUACAGCCGAAAUGCAAGGAUGGCGUAAAACACAAGAGGAUGCACAUGUUGCCAUAUUGAAUUAUGACGAUAAUGGUACUGCAUUCUUCGCUGUUUUUGAUGGACAUGGUGGUCAUGAAAUAUCAAAAUAUUGUGCACAAAAUCUACCUGAUUUUAUUAAAAAAUCAUCAUUUUAUAAGGAGAAAAAAAUUUCUGAUGCGCUAGAAGAAUCAUUUUUAAAAUUUGAUAAUACACUUAAAGAACCAAAUGUAUUAGCUGAGCUGAAAAAAUUGGCCGAUUUGAAUGAUAUUAGUGAUAUUGAUGAUGAUGAAACAUCAACACUAAGAAAAGAAGCCAGCAUUCCAAUUGAGGAAAUUAUAGCCAGAAAUUUUAAAAUUCGUUAUGGUGAAAAUUCGAAUGAUGAUGAUGAUCAUGACGACCAUAAAGAUGGCGAAAAGAUACAAAAUGGAAAUAAUGAAGAAAAUUCUGAUGAAAAAGAAAGUUCAUCGUCGUCAUCAUCGUCCAAACCAUUGUCAUCAUUAGAAAUGGCAAAGAAAAAUAGUUUGCUACUUAAAUCGGAAACUUUGAAAGCAUUUUUACAAGAUUAUCUUGAUGAAGAAGAUGACGAAGAAGAUGAUGAAAGUGAUGAUGAAGAAGAAGAAGAAGAGAAUGGUGAAUCUCCCGGAGAUUCAUCAUCAAAUGAUGAUGAAGAAGAUGACGAUGAAGAUCUCGACGACGAUGAUGAUGAUGAUGAUGAUGAUGUACCUGAUAGUCGUGAAGAUAUUGCAACUGGUUUGAAAAAUGUUUUCAAUAUGGAUUAUGAACCAGGAAAAGGAAGUGGUUGUACAGCUAUUGUAGCCAUUGUAUGUAAUGAUAAAAUUUAUGUUGCAAAUGCUGGUGAUUCACGUUGUGUAUUAUCACGUAAUGGUCAAGCUAUACAAAUGUCUGAAGAUCAUAAACCCGAAGAUGAACGUGAAAAAGAUCGAAUUAUUAAUGCUGGUGGUGAAAUUACAAAUGAUGGUCGUGUUAAUGGUGGUUUAAAUCUAUCACGUGCUAUUGGUGAUCAUAUGUAUAAAAAUAAUCCAAAUGUAUCGGAUAGGGAACAAAUGAUAACAGCAUUACCAGAUAUACUUACAUUACCUAUUGAUAAAGAAAAAGAUGAUUUUCUUUUCCUUGCUUGUGAUGGAAUAUGGAAUUCAAUGAAUAGUCAAGAAGUUGUGGAUUUUAUUCAAAAACGAUUGAAAGAUACGGAUGAUUUGAAAGAAAUAUGUUCAGAGUUAUUCAAAACAUGUUUGGCACCAAGUACCGAUGGUGAUGGAUCUGGUUGCGAUAAUAUGACAUGUAUAUUGGUUCGAUUUAAAAAAUCAAAUUCAGAAAAUUCUUUGAAUAAUAUUAAAAAUGGUAAUAUUGUCAGUAUAAAACGACCACUUGACGAUCAAGAUUCGACAACCAAUGACCAAAAUGGUACAUCAAAUGAUGAACAUCAUUCCGAAUCAUUAACAACGAAUAAACGAAUUAAAAAUGAUGAUGAAAAAAUAGCCGACAACGUUAAUGAUGAUGUUUAUAAUAAACCAGGAUCAUCACGAGACUAAAAGAAGAAAAUUACGCAUUAAUCGCGCAUAAUCAAAGACAUUAUUCGUAAACAACAUUUUUUAAGAGAAAAUUUGUAAAAAACAAAAUCCAAAAAAUGAUUUUAUUCAUCUUUAUU